This is a messenger RNA of Styela clava, 1464 nucleotides long. RefSeq lists its product as uncharacterized. NCBI's taxonomy places the organism in Eukaryota, Metazoa, Chordata, Ascidiacea, Stolidobranchia, Styelidae. Gene Ontology annotation, cellular component: cytoplasm. The record is from RefSeq and is a predicted model, not a curated record. Gene Ontology annotation, molecular function: protein binding.
AUGAGUUACUCAAACAUUGGAUCGGAUGAUACACGAAGAAGUUGGUCUGAGCCCCCACAUAUAGGCAGUAAAUAUAUCUCCGACAAGUCAAAAACACAUCCAGCAUCUUCAUGGAGAGAUAUGGGAGUGCGUAGAACAUUUCCUGUAGCAUUACAUCAAGCAAAACUUGAGCCAUGGCACUCGGCAAAAGUCAUUAAUUAUUCACAUCGGACAGCAUCACUAAGGUUGUCAAAGCUGAGUAUAUCAAAUAAAAGAAAGGGAGUACGGAUAAAAGCUAAGAAGACGAUUCUGUCAUUGAGAGGUACAGAAUUGCAAAAUCCACCUAAAGAUCCCUUCGAAAUGACAGAUUUGGAAUCUCUAUCUAUGAGUCCAGAGAGAGAGUCGUGCUUGGAGUUCAAGCUGACCGAAGUUCCGAAAGAGAUCAAAAACUUAAACAACCUUCGUCAAUUAGUGCUUGACACAAAUGAAUUGAGAGAAAUUCCAAACGAAAUAUCAGAUUUAAAUCAACUUGAAACACUCACAUUAAGCAACAAUCGACUUGCUGAGUUGCCAGGAGGAUUUGCGAAAUUGUCAAGUUUACGAAGCUUACAUCUUGCUAAUAACAGAUUCGCUGAGUUUCCCAAUGAAAUUUGCGGGCUGGUCAGUCUCUCGUUUUUGGAUCUCAGUGACAACUCAAUACGAGAGAUUCCUGACGAAUUUGAUUGGUUAUCUUCAACACUACAAACUCUCCUAUUAUACAUCAACGAUUUACAAAGACUGCCGGAAAGUUUUGGCAAUUUAACAGAGCUAACGACACUCUGGCUUGGUAAGAAUCGGCUCGAAAGUUUACCAAAAAGUUUUGGCAAGCUAGUCAAUCUAGAUUGGAGCGAUUUCCCCUCUUCUUCCAAUAUUGACGAAAACCCCCUUAAAUCACCACCAUUGUGGGUUUGUCAACGAGGAGUAAGUGCAAUUCGUGAAUAUUUUUCCGGAAACAAACCAGAAAAAAUUACGGAAGAACGAAGAGAAGAAAUAGAAUUGAGUUUAGAAGACUAAGAUACUUAGUUUUAACAUGAAAUGCAAAGCGCAAUUUACUCUGAAAAGGAACCUCGUACAAGAAUUCACUGGUAUGUGAGAAACUACUAUUUCUGGGAGGACGAAACUUUAAUGAUUUGCCACCUUAAAAACUUGUCGGAAAGUUUUGUCCUAAACGCAGAGUGGCAAACGUGGUAUUAGGUUUCGUAAUCAGGAGCCACUUGACAAGAACUACCGUACGUUACUUUGCGUAUGUAUCUGAUCGACUGGGAUAUUAUUAUAAUUUGUGGAAUUAUUUUUUCUUUUGCUUUCAUUCAACCAAUAAGCCACCAAGUUUGAGACAGUCAAACUUUAUGAACUUAUUUAUGACUGAAUUUUUAGUCAGUUACAGCUUUUAUUGGAUUUACAGUGCUAAUUGCUACAGUGCUAACUAGCUCAUCGUCAUCAAUUUUA